Molecule: messenger RNA, 3099 nt
Organism: Peromyscus maniculatus bairdii (prairie deer mouse)
Lineage: Eukaryota; Metazoa; Chordata; Mammalia; Rodentia; Cricetidae
Product: DNA topoisomerase 1
Biological process (GO): DNA replication; chromosome segregation; DNA topological change
Cellular component (GO): chromosome; nucleolus
Molecular function (GO): DNA topoisomerase type I (single strand cut, ATP-independent) activity; DNA binding
Source: RefSeq, a predicted model, not a curated record
UAGGCUGUUACACAACUGCUGGGGGUCUGUUCUCGUCGCCCGCCCGCCUGCCCGACCGUCUGCCCGACCGUCCGCCCGACCGACCGGCAGUCUGUCAGUCAGCGUCGCCGCCGCUGCCGCCGGAGUCUCGGCCGUGGCUGCUGUCGCCGUCUGCUCGUGCCUCUCGGGAACUCCGUCCGCCUGCUCAGGCCGCCCCGACCGUCCGCGUCUCUCCCCCGCGCUGCCUCUGAGCCUUCAGCGUUCGCCCGCCGGCCGACAUGAGCGGGGACCAUCUCCACAACGACUCCCAGAUCGAAGCGGAUUUCCGACUGAAAGAUUCUCACAAACACAAAGAUAAACAUAAAGAUCGAGAACACCGGCAUAAAGAGCACAAGAAGGAUAAGGAAAAGGACCGGGAAAAGUCUAAGCAUAGCAACAGUGAACAUAAAGAUUCUGAAAAGAAACAUAAAGAGAAGGAGAAAACCAAACACAAAGAUGGAAGCUCAGAAAAACAUAAAGACAAACAUAAAGACAGAGACAAGGAAAAACGAAAGGAGGAAAAGAUUAGAGCAGCUGGGGAUGCAAAAAUAAAGAAGGAGAAGGAAAAUGGCUUCUCUAGUCCACCACGAAUUAAAGAUGAACCUGAAGAUGAUGGCUAUUUUGUUCCUCCAAAAGAGGACAUAAAGCCACUGAAGAGACCUCGAGAUGAGGAUGAUGCUGAUUAUAAACCUAAGAAAAUUAAGACAGAAGAUAUCAAGAAGGAGAAGAAAAGAAAACUAGAAGAAGAAGAGGAUGGCAAAUUGAAAAAACCCAAGAAUAAAGAUAAAGAUAAAAAAGUUGCUGAGUCAGAUAAGAAAAAGAAGCCGAAAAAGGAAGAGGAACAGAAGUGGAAAUGGUGGGAAGAAGAACGCUAUCCUGAAGGCAUCAAGUGGAAAUUCCUAGAACACAAAGGGCCUGUCUUUGCUCCACCAUAUGAGCCUCUUCCAGAGGGUGUCAAGUUUUACUAUGAUGGUAAGGUUAUGAAGUUGAGUCCCAAAGCAGAAGAAGUAGCUACAUUCUUUGCAAAAAUGCUUGACCAUGAAUAUACUACUAAGGAAAUAUUCAGGAAAAAUUUCUUUAAAGAUUGGAGAAAGGAGAUGACUAAUGACGAGAAAAAUAUGAUUACCAACUUAAGCAAAUGCGACUUCACACAGAUGAGCCAGUAUUUCAAAGCCCAGUCAGAGGCUCGGAAGCAGAUGAGCAAGGAAGAAAAACUGAAAAUCAAAGAAGAAAAUGAAAAAUUAUUGAAAGAAUAUGGCUUUUGUGUUAUGGAUAAUCAUAGAGAGAGGAUUGCCAACUUCAAGAUAGAGCCUCCAGGGCUUUUCCGUGGCCGAGGUAACCACCCCAAGAUGGGCAUGCUGAAGAGAAGAAUCAUGCCUGAGGACAUAAUCAUCAACUGCAGCAAAGAUGCCAAGGUUCCUUCUCCUCCUCCAGGACAUAAAUGGAAAGAAGUCCGACAUGAUAACAAGGUUACUUGGCUAGUCUCCUGGACAGAGAACAUCCAAGGUUCUAUUAAAUACAUCAUGCUGAAUCCCAGUUCACGAAUCAAGGGUGAGAAAGACUGGCAGAAAUACGAGACUGCUCGGCGGCUGAAGAAGUGUGUGGACAAGAUCCGAAAUCAGUAUCGGGAAGACUGGAAGUCCAAAGAGAUGAAAGUUCGACAGAGAGCUGUAGCACUGUACUUCAUUGAUAAGCUUGCUCUGAGAGCAGGCAAUGAGAAGGAGGAAGGAGAAACGGCAGACACUGUGGGUUGCUGUUCACUUAGAGUGGAACACAUCAAUCUACACCCAGAAUUGGAUGGUCAGGAAUAUGUGGUGGAAUUUGACUUUCCUGGGAAGGACUCAAUCAGAUACUAUAACAAAGUCCCAGUUGAGAAACGAGUUUUUAAGAACUUACAACUAUUUAUGGAGAACAAGCAGCCCGAGGAUGAUCUUUUUGAUCGACUUAAUACUGGUAUUCUAAAUAAGCAUCUUCAGGAUCUCAUGGAAGGCUUGACCGCCAAGGUGUUCCGUACAUACAAUGCCUCCAUCACGCUACAGCAGCAGCUUAAAGAGCUCACAGCCCCUGAUGAGAAUGUACCAGCAAAGAUUCUAUCUUAUAAUCGUGCCAAUCGAGCUGUUGCAAUUCUUUGUAACCACCAGAGGGCGCCACCAAAGACCUUUGAGAAGUCAAUGAUGAACUUGCAGUCUAAGAUUGAUGCCAAGAAAGACCAGUUAGCAGAUGCUCGAAGGGACCUGAAAAGUGCUAAGGCUGAUGCCAAAGUCAUGAAGGAUGCAAAGACCAAGAAGGUAGUAGAGUCAAAAAAGAAGGCUGUACAGAGACUAGAAGAGCAGCUGAUGAAGCUGGAAGUUCAAGCCACAGAUCGAGAAGAGAAUAAACAAAUUGCCUUGGGAACCUCCAAACUCAAUUAUCUGGACCCUAGGAUCACAGUGGCUUGGUGCAAGAAGUGGGGGGUCCCAAUUGAGAAGAUUUACAACAAAACCCAGAGGGAGAAGUUUGCUUGGGCCAUUGAUAUGACCGAUGAGGACUACGAGUUUUGACCAGUCUUGCCAGGGGUUCUGUGAAAAGGGACAGUGUGGUUUGAGGAAGAUGGAUAAACUGAGCCUCACUUGCCCUCAUGCCUGAGGGAGAGGCCACAAGUCUUAACAAACCAACAUCUUUGCAAAAAGAUAGACCUGGAGAUGUUAUAAGGGAGAGCUGAGCCAGUUGUCCUAUGGACAACUUAUUUAAAAAUAUUUCAGAUAUCAAAAUUCUAGCUGUUUGAUUUGUUUUGAAUUUUGUUUUUGUUUUCGAGAGCAAGUGGAUGGGAAUUUGUCAGCAUCCUGCCAGGCAAAUUCAGUUUUGCUGCAAUGUUUGGAUUCUCUCAGCUACUGUAUGCGAAGUCUGAUUAUAUUGGUGCGUUUUUACAGUUAGGGUUUUGCAAUAACUUCUAUAUUUUAAUAGAAACGAUUCCUAAAUUCCCUCCUCUCCCCAUUUCAGGAAUUUAAAGUUAAGUAGAACAAAACAAAAACCCAGCGCACCUAUUAGAGUUGUCACUCUAUCGUCAUGGGAAUCAGUUUUCAUUAAACUUGAAGCAGUUGU